AUGCGAAAUACCCGCGCAUUGCGCGGGUACCGCGCGUACCGCCAUCGGGUCAUCGAGGCGGACAAGAGACGCCGCGCCGCCAGGAAGGCGAAGGGUCUGGAAGCCAGCAGGAAAGCCCGGGCCGAGAUGAGGCGCCCGCGGCGUGAUGAGAAGAUGGCUUUGCUUUUGAGGCUCCUUGAUGCGGUACUUGAGGUGGAACCCUGGAACUUGGCACGCCACACAAAGGUUAGCGAGGCGUGGGAGGAGUGCGGACGGCGGGUACCCGGGUACCUGAAAGAAGGCGCGCGUACCGAACCCCGCCUGUUGGUGCAGCAGCAGGUCUUUCGUCUGGGGGACCAGCUGAUCGACCCCACGGCGAAGACCCCCUGGAAAUCAUACCCGGAGGUCAAGAGAGGGUGGAGGAGGUUGUAG
Messenger RNA from Ectocarpus siliculosus, 411 nucleotides. The record is from the annotation of a GenBank genome assembly. NCBI's taxonomy places the organism in Eukaryota, Phaeophyceae, Ectocarpales, Ectocarpaceae.